AUGGAGGCCGACUCCGACUUCCAAUCUGUUCACUGGGAUAAUACUCCAGGUGUAGAAGCAGACGCACAGCUAGGAUUCUCAUCUACACAUACCUUCAAGCCGACGACUGCCGUCAGCCCUGGGUUCAGAACAGACUACGAACAUACUGCCGAUGACGCGGAUCCCACCGUGCCCAAAUGGGACGGGUACUUGGUCGUGCAGGUGUUAGACCCGGUUAAAGAACUCGAGGGGACGAAAGAUAUGUACAUAUCUUAUGCUGUCAAGUCACAGACUGACUUCCCAUUCUUUCCCCAGCAGCAGACGGUUGUCCGCAGACGAUUCCACGACUUUGUAUUCUUGUGGCAACAUUUGAGUCAAGACUUUGCUGCAUGUGUCGUGCCACCGUUGCCCAGCAAGCACCGUGCUGAGUACGUGACUGGCGAUCGGUUUAGCCCGUCAUUCGUAGAGAAAAGGAGGCUAGAUCUUCAACGCUUCCUCCAACGGAUAUCGAACAACCCCACCCUCAGCCGCUCCACGCUUCUCCGUUCCUUCCUCUGCUCCACCGAAUGGUCGGUAUCGAUGCACCAAGCAGUCGCUCAUGCUCCCGACCCUGACGGCAAGUCCAGCUUCUUCGACAGCGUCACCGAUACUCUUGUCAACUCCUUUUCCCGGAUUCGCAAAGCUGACGAGCGCUUCGUCGAGAUGAAGGAAGGGAUUGACAGGUUUGAGGAAGGGACGGGUGCCGUGGAUAGGCUCUGGAGUCGUGCCAGGACGAGGCAGACCGACUUAGCGACAGAUUAUCAUGAUCUUGCCGUUGCAGUGCAGGGGCUGGGAUUCCUGGAAAGUGGCAUCACAGAGCAGCUGAAUCACUUUGCGAACACAUUACUCGAGUUCUCCAGUUUGAUCAAACAUAAUGUGAACCGUACACAAGACCCCUUCCUUUCGCACCUCCACAGCCUGCAAGCGUACACUGCCGCCUCCCGUGCCCUGCUCAAACUCCGCGAUCAGAAACAGCUGGAUCUGGAGGACACCUCCGAGUACCUCUCUAGCGCACAGCAAGAGCGGGAUCGAUUGGCGGCAAUUAGGGAAGGUCAUCCGGGCGCACGUCCUGGUGGGUUGGGUGCCGUGGGCGGGUAUUUGAGGGAGAGGGUGGAUGCCCUUAGGGGGUUGGAUGACGAUAGGGCCCGAGUGGAGAGGAUGAGGAAGCUUGAUGCGAAGAUUAAGGACCUUCAAGCAGAAGUCAAGAAAGUACACGACCUUUCCGAAGCGUUCAACGACGAGACCUUACGGGAACAGGCGAUCUUCCAAGCUGCAAAGCAGGACGAGAUGAAAGAAAUGCUGGGCAAGGUUGCCGACGGGAAUAUUGAGAUGUAUCAACAGGCGAUCGAGGAGUGGGACGCGAUAAUACCGAUGCUGCAGCGUAUUCGGGUCGACGUCUAG
Dacryopinax primogenitus is the source of this 1419-nucleotide messenger RNA. RefSeq lists its product as uncharacterized. Lineage: Eukaryota; Fungi; Basidiomycota; Dacrymycetes; Dacrymycetales; Dacrymycetaceae. Gene Ontology annotation, cellular component: phagophore assembly site. The transcript has 6 exons. The coding region runs from base 1 to 1419 and encodes 472 amino acids. Gene Ontology annotation, biological process: cytoplasm to vacuole targeting by the Cvt pathway; autophagy. Gene Ontology annotation, molecular function: phosphatidylinositol binding. The record is from RefSeq and is a predicted model, not a curated record.